This is a messenger RNA of Balearica regulorum gibbericeps (East African grey crowned-crane), 1663 nucleotides long. Lineage: Eukaryota; Metazoa; Chordata; Aves; Gruiformes; Gruidae. The record is from RefSeq and is a predicted model, not a curated record.
CGGGACGCUCAGCUGCCUGCCGUACCCUGCGGAGGACAGACGUCCCGAAAAGCUGAGUGGCCGCGUGGUCAAGGAGGCCUCCACCACCAACGGCUGUGUGAAAGGGAAGGAGAGGCCAGACCAUGCUCGCCGCAGGUCACGCAGCCCCUCGUGUGAUGGGGACCGUGCGCCGCCGCCGGCCCGGGGGAAGAAGAAGAAGAAGAAGUCCGGCCGCAAGAAGCGAAGGAGGUCUCCCUCCUACAGCCCCUCACCUGUGAAGAAGAAGAAGAAGAAAAGCUCCAAGAAGCGAAAAAGAAAUAGGUUAUCCUCAAAGAAGAGAAGACACAGCUCUCGCGGACGCACCCGGAAAUCUCAUCGCCAUCGCCACCGCCACUGCCACUCUCGCUCAGAGAGCUCCAACUCCCGCUCCCCCGGCUGCCGAAGCAGGCACAGAGCCAGGUCUCGGGAGGAAGGGCAUAAAACACGGCGAAGACACUCCCGGCACCACUCAAAGAUCACCGCAAAGCGAAGCUCCUCUGCAGAGGUUCAGGCCAGCCAAAAAGCCAGCCAAACCCUCCCACUCUACAGCUUCCUGUCUCCUAAGGAAGUAAUCUCUCAGUCAGGGUCUUCUGCUGACCUCUUUACCAAAACAGACAGCCCGCCUGGCAACCUAGCCAGCCAGAAUGGAGAGUAUCAUGAAUAUGACUCAGGAAACGAUACUUCCUCCCCUCCCUCCACUCAAACGAGCUCAUCCAGGUCAAAGGACAGCCAGGAGAAAAGAAGUCUAGUCCAUGAUGGCUUUGGCCAUGCCUUCUCGUCCGGGAAGCCCAAACUGGCCAACAGCGAUAACAGCUCUGAUUCAGGAAAUUCCUUCACCAGUUGCUUUUCCCAGACCAAGGGAACAGCUUUGGAAAAUCUGUCUCCAGAUGCCCAGGGACAAGACCGAAGGGGGUGCCUGUCCUUGUGCCUCAGCUGUUCGGAGGAGAAGAAACGAAACUUCCUCCCGUCCCCAACCCACAGCUCCCCGCUGAGGCCGUGUUCCCGCAGCGAGUCGUACACCAGCACGGGCAGAUCCUCCCCCAGCUCCAGCCGCUCCCGCUCCUCACACCACAAGGCCUCUCCCAGGUACUCCCGAAGCAGGUCCUGCUCUUCGGGAAAGAGGUCUUCUUCACGUUCCCCCAGCUAUUCCUCCAAAUCCUGCAAAAAAAGUCCUGGGAGCAGGAGUUCAAGACCUCGUCGGAGCCCUAGUUACUCCCGUUACAGCCCUAACAGAGACCGCGAGCGAGAGCACAAAUAUGGCUCCAGUGAGAAGGAAUCACACAGGGAGCGUGACCGGCGGCGGCGGCGGCGAUCCUAUUCACCCCUGAGGAAACGCAGGAGAGACUCUCCCAGCCACCUCGAAGCUCGGCGCAUCACAAGUGCCCGCAAACGCCCCAUCCCCUACUACCGUCCCAGUCCCUCCUCCUCCAGCAGCGCCAGCAGCUCUUCCUCCUGGUACAGCAGCUUUAGCCGCUCCCCGAGCAGGAGCCGGAGCUACUCCAGCUACCGGACAAGCCGGAGCCGAAGCUGGAGCAGCAGCAGCACCGAGGGCAGGAGCCGCAGCCGGAGUUCGGGCCCCAGGAGCAGCCGCAGCAGGAGCAGGAGCUAUGACUCAGGAGGCAGCUCUGACAGCCUGCGUCGCUAG